CAAUGAUUAGUGUGACUGAACAUGUGACCAUGUACGUGACGCCGCGUUUAGCGUGACUUGUUACCACAACGGCUUCAACACGCUCCACGAUGUCGAGGGCCAUGACUGCAGCUCAGGUCAUCGGCCUGGGCGAAUAUCUUAACUCUGAAUUUGAUCCUGCUACCCUUACAGUAGCUCAACUUCUUGGUGUUCUUGGAUAUCACAAUAUUAGAUUUCCGACUCCUUACACGAAACCAAAAUUGGUGCAGCUUUUCCUUGACGAGGUCAAGCCGAAGGCAGCCAAGUUCAAGAAGGACAGACUGAAGAAGGAAAACAGUACUGCUAGCGAUGAUGGAAUAACCGAUGGCAUAACAGGGAAACCCCUCAGUGGUGCAACUAAGCCAAGGCGAUCUUCCAGGAGACUUUCUCAUGCACCGUCGGAUGACGAUGAACCGCCACCUCGAUCAGAUCCGCCGAAGCGUCGUCGUUCGUCGGCACAACCCAGACUUGGUGGCGCACAUCAAACUACUGCUCGCACCGCCAUGCAGCCCGCAGUCAUUGAGGAAAGUGAACCUGAAGAAGAAGACCCACCCUUGCGUAAGGUAGGCAGGAACAAGAAGAGUUCACAAGCUGCUGGCUCGCAAGCGCGCAGAAUCUCGCUUGCAGAUGACAGCGGAUGGGAAGACAAUAACAUAUUCCAAUCUGGCGCUGAAUCAUCUUCGCCUGCACGGCCGUCUCCUUCACGCCACUCGAUGUCAGCACCUCCCCAAGCAUCUCCAUCUUUAUCUCCUCCGAAAGCGCCUCUCUUCCCAAUAGAUCUACAGCGUUCCCCUCCGCAGUCAAAGUUUGAACCAGAACUUCCUCCUACGAUUUCACGAGCGCCCCAAAUUUCAACUCCGUCUGAGACGGUCGAUGCCCGUGGCCUGGAUUUUGAUGACGCCACAGACGUAGUUGAUGGCCAGACUCCUGAUGAAAGCUACAGCGACAGCUACAGGGAACCUGAUUCGCUAGAGGUUGCCGCAUCCAAUCCGAGUAUAGCUGGUGGUGACCAAUUGGUUCGCCGGCGCCCAGCCCCUCCGCUGCAGCGCUCUAGGUCUCGUUUCUUGACACUCCUCUACCUAAUUGUGAUGGUCGCCGGUUCAUACUUUAUGAAGCAGUACAAAGAUGAAUCAUCCGCCAUUGGUUACUGUGAUACUGGCAACAACACUAAUCAGGCUCUACGGGAGCUUGCAGCGCAGCGAGAGGCAGUCCGGGCCUGUAACAAAGACAAUAAGACAGUUCUAUAUCUCCCGUCGGUCAUAUCGGAUACUGGGUUGUUCAAGGAUGGAAUUCCAUGUCCCUUUCCACCAUUGGUUCCAGCCUUUUAUCCCUCAACAUGUGCUCCUUGUCCAGAAUUUGCGACUUGUACGCAACAUUCAGUGGUCUGUAACCCUGGUUAUGUAUCCCGUCCACACCCUCUUCUUGGCAUCUUAUCACCUUUCGGCACCGCAACCCCUCUUGUAGAAACCAUAUGGAACUCGAUUGGUAACGUUACCAAUGGCUUACCGGGUUUGGGACCUGUUGCGUUUCCCCCACGUUGCAGCGAAGAUCCGAAACGGAAAAGGAAUAUAGGCGCCUUGGGUAAAGCGAUAGAAGUGCUUCUCGGCCAGGAACGAGGGAGACGCGUGUGCAUCGGGGAAAAACAAGGUCGGGAGAUCGUCAACGAUAGUGAAGGGGGCGAGGCCAUGAAAUGGGGUUUAGAAAUCGAGAUUGUGAGGAAUACAAUGAAGCGCAAAACAGCUCCGCAUCUUCUCGCCAAUUUUGAUGACACGUUCAAUGAAGCCAUACAACAGCUAGUCCAAUGGGGUUCCGUAAUUUUUGGGGAGGAUAGCACAGGCAAUCGUUAUUUGGCUCAUAAGACGCCACACUUGACUUGGAACUGUCAAUUUACUGUCAAGUCUAGGGAGCUUUGGGAACAGUGGCGAGCAUCUGUGUAUGCAUCUAUUGCAUGUGUGUGCACGUUGUAUUUCAUAAAGCGAUCCCGGGCGCUCCGCCAAAUCGAAGGGAGACGUGUGGCAGAAUUAGUGCAAAUCGCACUUGAUACUUUGCGUAAUCAAGAACUUGCGCACCACACGGAUCCAGUGACGGCACCGCAGCCGUAUUUGUCCUCUCUACAGCUUCGUGAUCUCAUAUUACAGGAUGAACAUUCAAUAUCAGUUCGAAGCAGACUAUGGGAUCAGGUGGAGCGUGUGGUCGAAGGGAAUGCCAAUGUGAGGGCAAACCUUGAAGAAGUACAAGGUGGGGACGAACUGCGCGUCUGGCGAUGGGUAGGAUCUACAGGUGGACCAGACAUUCGGAAGGUUCAAUUUCAGACGCAAAAGGAUGAAGUGAACACUAAUGGCCUGUGAAGCACCCUGGUUCUACAACUAGUAGUAGUUACGAGUGCUGAUCGAUUUAUUGUUGUCUGCUUCUUGUGUCCUGGUUGUUUCUCUCCUAUAUAACGUCUUUAUCCCCUCAAUCUUAUUCACAAUACUAGUGUUAGCCACACUGUCGUAUGACCAAUCGGAGUUUUUCUGGUCAAA
Molecule: messenger RNA, 2540 nt
Organism: Suillus subaureus
Lineage: Eukaryota; Fungi; Basidiomycota; Agaricomycetes; Boletales; Suillaceae
Product: Man1-Src1p-C-terminal domain-containing protein
Exons: 10
Coding region: 90-2366 (758 amino acids)
Cellular component (GO): nuclear inner membrane
Molecular function (GO): chromatin binding
Source: RefSeq, a predicted model, not a curated record